UCAGUUUCGAAUCGUACGCGUUGGCAGUCGUGUUCGUGCGUGAUCAAUAGGAAGGUGAACCAGACAAACAAAAAAACCGAGACCCCGGGAAGUGUUCCGGGAGGUGACGAUCGUGCACCAUGAAGCUGCUGCUAGUCGUAGUGUUACUCAGUGCGGUGGUUGCGUUAGUGACCGCGCAAACCAAGGAGGAGAAAGAGUUCAAAUGUCCGGAAGGCUACGGAAAUGGCAACUUUGCCGACCCCGCCACCUGUCGGAGGUUUUAUCAGUGUGUGGACGGGUACCCGUACGUGAACCGGUGUCCUUCGGGGCUGUACUUUGACGAUGUGCAAAAGUUUUGCACCUUCAAGGCUGAGGCCAAGUGUGGGCCGCUGCCAAACCAACCGCCCGCCACGACGGAGGCCGCCGUCGAUCUGGCCAAACGGUGCGACCCGGCCGAGUGCGAGCUGCCGUACUGCUUCUGCAACAAGGACGGCACGCUGAUUCCGAAGGGGCUGAACGCGGACGAGAUUCCGCAAAUUAUUCUGCUGACGUUCGACGGGGCCGUCAAUCUGAACAACUACGAGCAUUACAAGAAGGUCUUCAACGGCAAGCGCCAGAAUCCGAACGGCUGCGACAUCAAGGGCACCUUCUUCAUCUCGCACGAGUACAGCAACUACCAGCAGAUCCAGGUGCUCGCCAAUGGAGGCCACGAGAUCGCGGUGGAAACCAUCUCCCUUCAGCAGGGUCUCCAGGACAAGGGCUACGAGGAGUGGGUCGGCGAGAUGAUCGGCAUGCGGUCCAUCCUGAAGCACUUUUCGAACGUGUCCUCGAACGAGAUCAACGGCAUGCGGGCACCGUUCCUGAAGCCGGGCCGCAACACCCAGUACAAGGUGAUUGAGGACUUUGGCUUCAUUUACGACAGCUCGAUCAGCGUUCCGCCGAGCCCGAUCCCGAUGUGGCCGUACACGCUGGACUACAAGAUCCCGCACGAGUGCAAGAGCGGAACGUGUCCGACCAAGAGCUUCCCCGGAAUCUGGGAGGUCCCGCUGAACGCGCACUUUGUCGAGAGCUACGAGGGCGGACACUGUCCGUACAUGGAUCAGUGCGUGCUGCACAAUCACGACGCCAACGAGGUGUUCCACUGGCUGCAGGAAGACUUCGAACGGUACUACUACCAGAAUAAGGCCCCGUACAUGAUGCCCUUCCACACGAACUGGUUCCAGAUCAAGGAGCUCGAAGGCGGUCUGCACAAAUUCCUCGACUGGACGCAAACGCUGCCCGACGUGUGGUUCGUGACGGUGACGCAGGCCCUCACCUGGAUCACCGACCCCAAGACGCUGAAUCAGCUCAACAACUACGAGCCGUGGAACUGCAAGGUCAAGUCGACGCAAACGCCCAAACCGUGCAACAUUUCGAACAAGUGCGCGCUCGCGUUCAAGGAGCCGACGUCCAACAUUAGCGACACGCGCUACAUGGAGACGUGCUUCGAGUGUCCGGCGGUGUACCCGUGGCUGGGCGAUUCGCACGGCUCGGGCAUUCCCGGCCGGGACAACUACAUCGAUCAGAGCGAGGCCGGCGAGGGAAAGGGCGGCUCGUCGGAUGAUGAGAACUAGAGGGGGAGGAGGACGAGGAGAAGGAGAGAGAUUUGUGAUGCGCACUAAUUUUUUAACGUGUAUUUCGUGUAAGCUGAUUGAUAUCAGAGUUUAAGUUUCUUCCCUGAACCGCACGUGCGUGAAGGAAGAAGAAAGUGAAGCAAUGCGUGCACUUGCGUGCGUUUGCUUAAGAACCUCAUCUCGUUUGUGCGAGAGCCAAAAUUUAAAAAUAAAAUAAACGAAAAUCUCGA
Molecule: messenger RNA, 1822 nt
Organism: Culex quinquefasciatus (southern house mosquito)
Lineage: Eukaryota; Metazoa; Arthropoda; Insecta; Diptera; Culicidae
Gene: Cda4
Product: chitin deacetylase 1
Exons: 7
Coding region: 120-1592 (490 amino acids)
Biological process (GO): carbohydrate metabolic process
Cellular component (GO): extracellular region
Molecular function (GO): chitin binding
Source: RefSeq, a predicted model, not a curated record